Messenger RNA from Lycium ferocissimum, 1891 nucleotides. RefSeq names its product diacylglycerol kinase 7-like. The transcript is spliced from 12 exons. The record is from RefSeq and is a predicted model, not a curated record. Bases 231 to 1670 code for a protein of 479 amino acids. NCBI's taxonomy places the organism in Eukaryota, Viridiplantae, Streptophyta, Magnoliopsida, Solanales, Solanaceae. Gene Ontology annotation, molecular function: ATP-dependent diacylglycerol kinase activity.
AUCAAUCGUCAUUCGAAUUUCGAAGAGACACUGGGAAUGUGGUAAUAUAAGUGGGUCUUAGGGGUAAAUGUGGAAGAGUAGAAAUCACUUUUUGAAAGUCAACAAAUUCCCUUGGCACUCUGGCAUAUAUAUAUAUAUAUAUAUAUAUUUCCUUUAGCGCAUUCUUCUUGUUUGUGAAUAUAAGUAGUACGUAUAUACUUUUCAACUUCUUGUCAGAAUAGUAAAGGGAGAUGGAUUCUAGGAAAAGGGCAUCCGGUAGGUCGUCGGUUGUGGAGUCGAUGAGAGGAGGUUUUACUUUGGCAGGAGUCAGGAUAUCAAAGGAGGAUCUCCGGAGGAGGAUCACUAUGCCCGAGUACUUGAGGUUGGCUAUGAGGGAGGCUAUACAGACUAAGGAUAUCGACUCUGACACUGUAAAACGACAUUUUGACAUGGCUUAUGAUGCCGGCACCGACAUUCCUCAGCCACCAGAGGGGCCCAUCAUAGUCUUCAUUAAUUCUAAAAGUGGUGGCAGACAUGGCCCACAACUUAAAGCUAGGCUACAGGAACUCAUGGGCGAACAACAGGUUUUUGACCUUUCAGUUGUGAAGCCUCAUGAGUUUGUUCAAUAUGGAUUGAGUUGCCUGGAGAAGUUUGCUGCUCUUGGUGACAGCUGCGCAAAAGUGACUCGUGAAAGGAUAAGAGUCGUGGCAGCAGGAGGUGAUGGCACCGUUGGAUGGAUUCUUGGCUGCCUUGGAGAGCUUAAGAAACAAGGUCGAGAGCCAGUUCCACAAACAGGAAUAAUCCCACUUGGCACAGGAAAUGACUUAUCCAGGAGUUUUGGAUGGGGGGGCUCAUUUCCUUUUAACUGGAAGUCAGCCACAAAAAGUAUUCUUGACAGAGUUGCAACAGGUCCAAUUAACCGUCUGGAUAGUUGGAAUCUUCUAAUAUCAAUGCCGGCUGGGGAAAAGCUGGAAACACCUCAUUCUCUAAAACCUACUGAGGAUGCAUCUCUUGAUCAGGAAUUGAAUAUUGAUGGUGAGUUGCCCAAGAAGUUGUCCAACUAUCAAGGAGUAUACUACAAUUACUUUAGCAUAGGAAUGGAUGCACAGGUAGCCUAUGGCUUCCAUCAUUUACGGAAUGAAAAGCCAUACCUUGCACAAGGUCCUGUAUCAAAUAAGUUGAUUUACUCAGGAUAUAGUUGCACGCAAGGCUGGUUCUUUACACCAUGUAGCAGUGACCCUUGUUUGAGGGGAUUGAAUAAUAUUUUGCGACUAUAUGUCAAGAAGGUCAGCAGCUCAAAGUGGGAGCAAGUCCCUGUUCCUUCAAGUGUUCGAUCUAUAGUCACCCUGAAUCUCCCUAGCUAUGGCGGUGGAAGGAAUCCAUGGGGACAUUUGAAGCCAGAUUACUUGGAGAAGAGGGGUUUUGUGGAAGCCCAUGCAGAUGAUGGUUACCUUGAAAUUUUUGGCCUGAAACAAGGAUGGCAUGCUUCUAUGGUUAUGGUUGAGCUCAUCUCUGCAAAACACAUUGCGCAGGCUUCAGCAAUUAGAUUUGAGUUGCGUGCGGGAGAGUGGGAUGAAGCUUAUAUGCAGAUGGACGGUGAGCCAUGGAAACAACCAAUUAACAAGGAAUAUUCAACCUUCAUCGAAAUUAAGAGAGUACCAUUUCAGUCUCUCAUGGUCAAUGGGAAGUAGAAUUUGCUGGUCGUUUUCUUGCUCCAAACCUUGAAUUGUAGCUUUUGUUUUUUUGGAUGUUUCAGAAUUAUAGUUUCUUCUGUUCGUGUAAAGUAUUUCCCCCUUCUAGAGCUUUUACCAACCAUUAUAUUCAGAACCAAGGUCACGAAAUUGUUGCUUAUUGGCACGUAUACGUACAAUAUGUUUAUUAUAAUUUAUACGCAUCGACAUAUUAUCUGAUA